ACUUCUCGGACUCCAUAACUAACUAAAUGUCAAAUGAAAUGUCGCUGUUUUCUGCAUGUUUUCUGUUUUCGUGUUUUCUUAUAAAGAAACGUGACUGAUUUUUUACUUUUUGAGUGUAAAAAUUAUCAUUGGAAUAAGAAUGGAAGUAAAACAAGAAAUUGGCGAGGAAACGUUUAAAAUAGAAAUAGAGUAUAAUGAUUUGGACGAUGCUCUUUUAAAUGGUUUUAAAUGUGAAGUUCAGGAGGACUCUAAUAGGCAAAAUACACAUGAUACAAAUGAUUCUGAAAAGUUAGAGAAUUGUUCCACAAAUGCUGAAAUAGAACAACAUGGAAAUAAAUUUAUUAGCGAAGAAACGUUUAAAAUAGAAAUAGAGUAUAAUGAUUUGGCCGAUGCUCUUUUAAAUGGUUUUAAAUGUGAAGUUCAGGAGGAAUCCAAUAGACAAAGUACACAUGAUACAAAUGAUUCUGUAGACUUAAAGAAUUGUUCCACAAAUUCUGAUAUAGAACAACAUGGAGAUAAACUUAACCCAUUUGUAGAAAAUCUAAAAGCUGAAGGUAAUCUCCAAGAUGAAAACAAAAUGGAAAUUGGGGAGAAACUCAUCCAAGAUUCAUCUUGCAAAGGAAAUGACACGGGGCGCCAAACUGAAGAAAAAACACUAAAUAAAAACAUGGAAGCUGUGACUGGAAAAAGACCUCAUAAGUGUGAAAUUUGUUUUAAGCGAUUUAGUCAAGCAAGUGAUUUGAAAAGACAUUUGAGAGUGCACACUAGAGAAAAACCUCCGAAACAAACAAAAAAGUGCGAGAUUUGUUUUAAACAAUUUAGUCAAGCAAGCGAUUUCAAACGGCAUUUGAGAACACACACUAAAGAAAAACCUUACAAGUGUGAGAUUUGUUUUAAGCGGUUUUCUCUAAAACAUCAUUUGAAAGGUCAUUUGAGAGUGCACACUGGAGAAAAACCUUACAAGUGCAAGAUUUGUUUUAAACAGUUUAGUCAAGCAGGUGAUUUGAAGAAACAUUUGAGAGUGCACACUGGAGAAAAACCUUACAAGUGCGAGAUUUGUUUUAAGAAAUUUAGUCAAGCCGGUCAUUUGAAAGGACAUAUGAGAUUCCACACCGGAGAAAAACCUCAUAAGUGCGAGAUCUGUUUCAAGCAAUUUAGUAAAGAGGUUAAUUUGAAAAGUCAUUGGAGAGUGCACACUGGAGAAAAACCUCAUAAGUGUGAAAUUUGUUCUAAGCAAUUUAGUAAAGCAGAUGUUUUGAAAAUACAUUUGAGGGUGCACACUGGGGAAAAACCAUACAAGUGCGACAUUUGUUUUAAGCAAUUUAGUCAAGCAAAUGAUUUGAAAAUACAUUUGAGAGUGCACACUGGAGAAAAACCUUACAAGUGUGAGAUUUGUUUUAAGCAAUUUAGUAAUUCAAGUCAUUUGAAAAAACAUUUGAGAUUACACACAGGGGAAAAACCUCAUAAGUGCGAGAUUUGUUUUAAACAAUUUCGUGAAGCAAGUAAUUUGAAAGUACAUUUGAGAGUGCACACUGGAGAAACACCUUAUAAGUGUGAGAUCUGUUUUAAACAAUUUCGUCAAGCUUGUGUUUUGAAAAAACAUUUGAAAGUGCACACUGGAGAAGAACCUUACAAGUGUGAGAUUUGUUUUAAGCAAUUUAGUAAUUCAAGUCAUUUGAAAAAACAUUUGAGAUUACACACAGGGGAAAAACCUCAUAAGUGCGAGAUUUGUUUUAAACAAUUUCGUGAAGCAAGUAAUUUGAAAGUACAUUUGAGAGUGCACACUGGAGAAACACCUUAUAAGUGUGAGAUCUGUUUUAAACAAUUUCGUCAAGCUUGUGUUUUGAAAAAACAUUUGAAAGUGCACACUGGAGAAGAACCUUACAAGUGUGAGAUUUGUUUUAAGCAAUUUAGUCAAGCAAGUACUUUGAAAAUACAUUUGAGGGUGCACUCUGGGGAAACACUUCAUAAGUGCGAGAUUUGUUUUAAGCAAUUUAGUAAAGAAGGUAAUUUCAAACGCCAUUUGGAAACACACUCUGAAGAAAAUCCUUACACGUGCGAGAUUUGUUUUAAGCAGUUUAUUACAGAAAGUCUUUUGAAAAGACAUUCGAGGGUGCACACUGGGGAAAAACCAUACAAGUGCGACAUUUGUUUUAAACAAUUUAGUCAAGCAAAUGAUUUGAAAAAACAUUUAAGAAUACAUACCGGAGAAAAACCAUACAAGUGCGAGAUUUGUUUUAAGCAAUUUAGUCAAGCAAAUGAUUUGAAAAAACAUUUAAGAAUACAUACUGGAGAAAAACCAUACAAGUGCGAGAUUUGUUUUAAAGAAUUUAGUGACUCAAGUAAUUUGAAAGUACAUUUGAGAAUGCACACUGGAGAAAAACCUCCAAAACAAAUAAAAAAAAUGUGAGAUUUGUUUUAAGGAAUUUGGUAAAACAGGUAAUCUCAAACAGCAUUUGAGAAUACAUACUGGAGUGUGAAAGUGUGAAAUUUGUUUUAAGCAAUUUAUUCAAGCAAGUCAGUUGAAAAGACAUUUGACAGUCCAUACUGGAGAAAAUCCAUACAAGUGCGACAUUUGUUUUAAGCAAUUUAGUCAAGCAAAUGAUUUGAAAAAACAUUUAAGAAUACAUACUGGAGAAAAACCAUACAAGUGCGAGAUUUGUUUUAAAGAAUUUAGUGACUCAAGUAAUUUGAAAGUACAUUUGAGAAUGCACACUGCACAAAAACCUCCAAAACAAAUAAAAAAAUGUGAGAUUUGUUUUAAGCAAUUUAGUAAAACAGAUCAUUUGAAACAGCAUUUAAGAAUACAUACUGGAGAGAAACCUUAUAAGUGUGAAAUUUGUUUUAAGCAAUUUAGUCAAGCAAGUCAGUUGAAAAGACAUUUGACAGUCCAUACUGGAGAAAAGCCAUACAAGUGCGAGAUUUGUUUUAAGCAAUUUCGUCAAGCACAUAGUUUGAAAAGACAUUUGAUGGUGCACACUGGGGAAAAUUUACAAGUGUGAGAUUUGUUUUAAGCAGUUUUCUGUGAAAAGUAUCUUAAAAUAACAUUUUAGAUUGCCUAAUGAAAAAUUUCGUUUAAUAGUAUACAUAUUAUGCGACGAUCAUUUAGGACUGCACUCCACUUGCGAUUUUAGUCGCGCGAUUGUUUUGUCGCGAAUAUUGAACACAUUGUUUCAAAUACGAGUCAAUCCAUUUGCGACUAAAUAAUCACAGCGACUAAAAAAAACGCUUUUUACCGCGACGCGAUUGCCGCUCGAUCGAAAUGGAUCAUACGGACCAGCAUAGGCAUGCAUCAUAAUUAUUUCAUAUACCUAUUUAUAUACCAUAUACCAGUUAACUUCUAAUCAGCGGAAGUGACAGUUGAUUCAUAGAAACACAGUUAUACCCUAUUCCACGAACAUACGCCAGUUUUGGAUUACUUCGACAACGAAUAUUUUACUGUGCAAAAUAAGAAGAACGAAAGUAAAUUGCAAAUUACAUUGUUGUUUAUUGGAAUAAUUAUUAGCGCCAUUUACUUUUGUACUUCUUAUGUUGCACAGUAAAAUAUUCGUUGUCGAAGUAAUCCAAAACAGGCGUAUGUUCGUGGAAUGGCCCAUACAUGAUAUUGUUAAUAUAAAUAUUUUGUCCAGACUUGUUGGAUGAGUUCAGAUAAAUUCAGCAAUUCUACAAUUUGUGGAACAAGAUACAAAUGUAUAAUGUAUACGAUCUCGCAAACAAGACAAAUGUCCGUGAAUUUUUUAAUAAAUGGAUUCGGUGUAUAAAUAAAAAAAGAUGCAAUUUUAAAAAUUUUUAUUCCAAAAUUAAUGCAUUUUGACUAAAACAAUUGUUCCAUUCACUCAGGGGAAAGGCGCAAAAUGUCGCCUGUCAAAAUUUUGAAUGUGUUUUAAAUGUACAGUGCGUCCAUAAAGUAACGGACAAAUUCAUUAUUUCCUAAACCCGUGACUUUAAGGAAAAAUUCCGAAACAGGUCGAUUUUUAUUUUUAAAUUGCAAUAUUUUGGCAUAUACACACACCCAAACUUAUAUGGAAUCACCAUGUAUUUCAAAGUAAUAUUUAUUUCUUUUGAAAAAACUUGUUAUUGUUGCGAAGAUUAAAGGUUUUUAUUGAAAAUAAACAAAUAUAUAAGACAAUCGGAUAGUACAGCCCGGUACGGUAUAGAUUAUUUGCUUGAGUUGCAAGUUUAACGAAAAUAAAUAAACUAACUUUUGCGUCCAAAAACGAAAAUAUGCCUCAUGUAGGGUUAUAGAACUUACAACGAGGAAAGAUUAUUGGUCUUGUGGAGAAAGUAAUGUUCUCAGAUGGACAUAGCUGCAGAGCUAGGCGCAAUACAGGGCGUUCUGUCCAAAACAUAUGCUAGGUAACAGGAACUAGGAAAGCUCAAAAAUAAACCAAGGGAAAGUCGCUAAAAGUAAUAACGGCUCUCCACAAUCGUUUAAUUAUCUAAUCAGCUGGAAGACACCCAACCAUGUCUCACCAGCAGCUUCAAAGGCAGCUUUUGGAAGGUACAGGUGUAACUGUUUCAGUUGAAACGAUAAGAAGAAGAGUUCGUACCAAGAAGUAUACACCAGCAGACAGUUAUGGGUUCCCGAUUUAUCCAGGCAGCACAAGAUUGAUCGCCUAAAUUGGUGUCUUCACCACCAAAACUGGAACAUUGAGAAAUUACAAAAUGUGCUAUUCUCAAAAACAGUCAGGAUUUAAUGUAAUCAGAUGGAAAAUCAGGUGACCCACGAAAUCGUGUACUUAGAGGUCGAGGAAGACAAGCAAGAACGAAAACUGUCAGAUCUGUUCACAAAUAUACAAGGGGAAGUGUAAUGUUCUAGAGAGGAAUUGUGAUCCGUAAAAAAACUCCUUUAAUUUUCAUCCAAUCAACUUUAACUGCUCACAGGUAUGUUGAUAACCUGUAGUCAGGCUCUGGAGAGGUGCAACAGGAGAAAAUUUAAUUUUAUUGCAUGAUAAUGGACCUCUACAUACCAUUAGAGUGACUAAAGGCAUCAUUGAAGCAGAAGGUAUCCCUUGUUUGUAGUGGUCUGCUUGCUCAUCCGAGCUUAAUCCUAUAGAGUAUUUGUGGAAUAUGCUUAAAAGAAAAAUUAGAGCUCGCCGGGAUAAUCCACAAAACACCGCACGGCUAGUACAAGCUGCUUUUAAAGGAUGGAGCAACCUACCACAACAAAAUGUUGAUAAUUUGAUUAGGAGCGUACCCACGCAAACUGAAGCUUGCAUAAGGACUAGAGGUGAUAACACUGACUACCACAAAAUACAAAAAAAUAAAUAAAACAAGUUAAACGUUAUUCGUUUUACAUUGAAAUUUUGUAUGCUAUUGACUUUAAAACAACCACUUUCAAUUUGUUUGUUAAAUACUUUAUUGUUUUAUUUAAUUGUUAUGUAUUUGUUAUUAAAUUGCUUUAGAAUGAAUAUUGUUUGACUUCGUUUGUUCGUUUUUUCAAAUUCGCACGGAAUAGUAAGAAAUAUCAGAUGAUUCCAUAUAAGUUUGGGUGUGUGUAUAUCAUACUAGUGACGUCAUCCAUCUGGGCUUGAUAACGUAAUCGAUGAAUUUUUUAAAUGAGAAUAGGGGUCAUGUGAUAGCUCAAUUGCAAGGGUAUGUAAUUCUCUAUUUAUUAAUACAAACAAUAACAUAAUUAUUUGUAGGGGGUGUCCAAAAAUAUUUUUAUAAUUCAAUUAAUUGAGACAAUGUAUGUAACUUAUUUCAUUCAAAAUUCGUUUUACUUUUGUCAGGAAACAGAAAUACAUGUGCAUGUUUAUUUGACAAAUAAUAAAUAUUGCUUUUCGCUUAAAUUUAAUGUUAGAGUUACCACCCACCUGCCUCUUGGAAGUAUAACAUUACGCUUAAGCGAAAAUCAAUUAUUAUUUUUUAAAUAAAACAUUUUUAUGUUUUCGGGCACGAAUAAAAUAUAUUUAUAAUUAAACAAAUUACAUACAUGCAUCUUUUUGUACCAAUUAAUUUAAUUUAAAAAACGUUUUUUGGACACCCUGUAUAAAUAAUUAUAUUAAUGUUUACCGUUUACUUCUCUCCCGAAGCAUAAGAGCGAUAACACAAGUAGUUUCGAUGUUAUCCAUUGCAAGACUGAUGUAAUCAGCGUUGCCAGGCCCAAAAAAUUUAUUUCCCCAAAUUGUGUUUUAAAAGUUGCCAGAUUUUCAACAGAAUUCCCCAGAUUUAAAGGUUUGUUACGCACAUGCGCAAUAACGAAAAUUGCUGCGCAGUUACACAUUUUCCGUUACUGCGCAUACUCGUAACCGUUCAUGAACGGUUUUGUAUCGAGUUGGAUAAACCUAGUUAUAGUAUUUUUACUACAAAAGCGAUAUU
This is a messenger RNA of Diabrotica virgifera virgifera (western corn rootworm), 6321 nucleotides long. RefSeq names its product zinc finger protein 271-like. Gene Ontology annotation, cellular component: nucleus. Lineage: Eukaryota; Metazoa; Arthropoda; Insecta; Coleoptera; Chrysomelidae. The record is from RefSeq and is a predicted model, not a curated record. Bases 140 to 2410 code for a protein of 756 amino acids. Gene Ontology annotation, molecular function: RNA polymerase II cis-regulatory region sequence-specific DNA binding; DNA-binding transcription activator activity, RNA polymerase II-specific. Gene Ontology annotation, biological process: regulation of transcription by RNA polymerase II. The transcript has 2 exons.